Molecule: messenger RNA, 8553 nt
Organism: Oncorhynchus mykiss (rainbow trout)
Lineage: Eukaryota; Metazoa; Chordata; Actinopteri; Salmoniformes; Salmonidae
Source: RefSeq, a predicted model, not a curated record
ACCUGUGUUCACUACCCAGAGGAUGACCAUGGGGACAACACAGACACCCACAUGGGUGUUAAUAUGGAUGGCUCUGGCGAUUGGUUUAACUGCCUCUCAAAGUGAGGAUACAACAAAGGCCACAGUUAACAUCAUCCCCUCAAUGUCAAGGAUGCCUGAGAUUGCAGGAGUGAGUCCUAUGCACAAUGGCCAGGUCUGCAGCACGUGGGGUAACUACCACUUCAAGACCUUUGACGGAGACAUCUUUCAGCUCCCCUCCACCUGCAACUAUGUUGUGACCUCACUGUGCCAUAGCAGUUAUGAGGAUUUCAACAUCCAGAUGAGGCGGCAGGUGGUGGACAACCAGCCCACCAUUAGCAAGAUCACCAUGAAGCUGGAUGGUGUAGUGGUGGAGCUUUCCAAGGGUUCCGUUGUUGUUAAUGGGAAGAAUGCCACCUUACCAUUCAGCCAGUCUGGUAUUCUCAUUGAAGAGACUCCCUCCUACAUCAAGAUCAAAGCAAAACUGGGAUUGGUAGCCAUAUGGAACCAGGAGGAUUCCUUCUUGGUGGAGAUGGACAUCAAAUUCAGAAACAAGACCUGUGGUCUAUGUGGAGAUUUUAAUGGAGUUCAGCAAUUUGAUGAGUUCUAUAGCCAUGGUAUGAAAUUGUCCCCUGUUGACUUCGGAAACUUCUGGAAAUUGGAUGGUCCAACUGAAAGCUGUACUGAAAAAACACUGCUUUCGAAUCAUAAAUGCCCCAAUCUGAAACCAGUUUGUGAGCAGUUGCUCUCCGGUCCUGCCUUCAGCAGCUGUAAGGACUUGUUGGCCAUCGACUCAUUUGUUGAGGCCUGUGUAUCUGACCUGUGCCACUGUGAUAACAGCACCAACUCCUUCUGCCUGUGUAACACCAUCUCAGAGUACUCCCGUCAGUGUGUUCAUGCAGGGGGGAAGCCCCAGCAAUGGAGGACUGAACAGUUCUGCUAUAAAACAUGCCCCUUCAACAUGGAGUACCAGGAGUGUGGAAACCCCUGUGUUGACACCUGCUCCAACCCUGAGAGAGGCCAGAUGUGUGAGGAACACUGCUCAGAUGGCUGCUUUUGUCCUCCAGGCACCGUUUUUGAUGACGUCAACAAGAAUGGUUGUAUCGCCUUGAGUCAAUGCUCCUGCCGCCACAAUGGAAAAACCUACGCCCCCGGAGAGUCUUAUUCAAGCACUUGUAAAGAUUGCUCCUGUGGUGGUGGUCAGUGGAAGUGUGUGGACAAGGACUGUCCUGGCACAUGUGCUGUGGAGGGAGGAUCCCACAUCAACACCUAUGAUGGAAAAGCCUACACCUUCCACGGGGACUGCUCUUAUGUUCUGACCAAGGACUGUGAUGGGAUGCAAUUCACUGUACUGGGUGAUCUGGUGCAGUGUGGGCUUUCUGACAGUGAGACUUGUCUAAAGGCUGUUAUCCUGUCCCUCUCAGAAGGAGCCACUGUGAUCAACAUACAACCCAAUGGAAAAGCCUUUGUAAAUGGAAUCUAUUCUCAGCUGCCCUUUUCUGUUGCUGGAGUAACUAUUUUCAGAGCCUCCUCAUUUUUCAUCAUCGUCCAGACCACCUUUGGCCUCCAGUUGGAAAUCCAACUCUCACCAAUCAUGCAGGUCUAUAUUGCUGCAAGCACCGUUUGGCAGCAGAGAACUUGCGGUCUUUGUGGAAACUUCAACAACAACCAAGGAGAUGAUUUCAAGGUCCUGAGCGGAGUGACUGAGGGCACAGCCAUUGGUUUUGCAAACACCUGGAAAACACGAGCCAGCUGCCCAGACAUCAAGAGUAGCUUUGAAAGCCCCUGCAGUUUAAGUCUUGACAAUGAGAAAUAUGCGCAGCACUGGUGCUCUCAGCUGGCUGAUCCUAAAGGGUUGUUUGCUCCAUGCCACGCAGCAAUAAGCCCAGACAUGUACAAAGAUAACUGCAUGUAUGACAGCUGUAACUGUGAGAAGAGUGAGGACUGCAUGUGUGCUGCCGUCUCCUCUUAUGUCCACGCUUGUGCUGCCGAGGGUAUCCAGCUCAGCGGCUGGAGAGACACUAUCUGCAACAAAUACUCCACCUCGUGCCCUAGCACCAUGGUCUACAGCUACAGCAUGGAAAUCAGUGAUCGCUCCUGCCGCUGCUACAGCGACUCUGACUUUACCUGUUCAAUCACCUUCGAGCCUGUGGAUGGGUGUGUCUGUUCUGAGGGAACCUACCUGGAUGAUGAGGGCAAGUGUGUUCCACCAGCCAGCUGCCCUUGUUAUUACAAGGGCUCAGUGGUGUCCCCUGGAGAGGUCAUCAGCAAGGAUGGAACCAUGUGCACCUGCAAGGAGGGAAAACUCCAUUGUAUUGGAGAUUCACCUGAUCAUCCAUCAUGUGUUGCACCAAUGGUUUUCGUCAACUGCUCCAAUGCAAGCCCAGGAGUGAGAGGGUUAGAGUGUCAGAAGAGCUGCAAUAUUCUGGAUAUGGCCUGUAUCAGCACAGAGUGCAUUUCAGGCUGUAUGUGUCCCCCUGGACUGGUAUCCGAUGGAAAAGGAGGCUGCAUCAAGCCAGACCUUUGUCCUUGUUCUCACAAUGCAGCUACUUACCAACCAGGAGACAGCAUCAAGGUCGACUGCAAUACCUGCACUUGUAAAGACAGAAAAUGGCAGUGCACAACUAACCUGUGCCAUGGAACCUGUGCCAUUUAUGGAGAUGGACACUACAUUACUUUUGACGGGAAACGAUUCACUUUCGAAGGAGACUGUGAAUACACUCUUACAAAGGACUACUGUGGAAACAACAAUGCCAAUGGCAGCUUCAGAGUCAUCACUGAGAACAUUCCCUGUGGAACAACAGGCACCACCUGCUCCAAGGCCAUCAAGCUCUUCCUGGGGAACAAUGAAUUAAUCCUGACAGAAGGGAACUACCAAGUCAUUGAGAGAAAUACAGGGGAGCUGGUUCCUUACCAGAUUCGUACAAUGGGCAUCUACCUUGUGAUUGAAGCCAAUAAUGGGUUGAUUCUCAUGUGGGACAGGAAAACAAGCAUGUUCAUCAAACUGAACCCACAGUUCAAGGGACAUGUCUGUGGUCUGUGUGGAAACUAUGAUGGCAACGCAAACAAUGACUUCACUACCAGGAGCCAGGCAGUAGUUGUCAACCCUCUAGACUUUGGAAACAGCUGGAAAGUCUCUGCAAGCUGCCCCGAUGCAAAGAACAAAAGGAGCCCCUGUACUGCCAACCCUUACAGGCUGUCUUGGUCACAGAAGCAGUGUAGCAUCAUACAGAGCAAAGUUUUCACAGACUGCCAUUCUAAAGUGGACCCCUCUUCUUUCUAUGAUGCGUGUGUGACAGACUCAUGUGCUUGUGACAGUGGUGGAGACUGUGAGUGUUUCUGUACCGCUGUGGCAGCUUAUGCAGAGGCCUGUAAUGAGGCUGGAGCCUGCAUAGCCUGGAGAAGCCCACAAAUCUGCCCACUGUUCUGUGAUUACUACAACCCCACUGGAGAAUGUGAGUGGCACUACAAGGCAUGUGGAGCUCAGUGUAUGAAGACCUGCAGGAAUCCCUCCGGGAGCUGCUCAACUCAGAUACCACCUCUUGAAGGUUGCUAUCCAAAAUGUCCUCCUGCUCAACCCUUCUUUGAUGAAGAUAUAAUGAAGUGUGUGGAGAAGGAGCAGUGUGGCUGCUAUGGCAGAGAUGGAAAACACUACAAUAAUGGAGAAAAAGUUCCAACCACAGAAAACUGCCAGACAUGCUAUUGUAAUUCAGUGACAGUGGACUGCAAAUACGAUGUACAAGCUUGCACUUGCACCUACAAUGGGAACAAAUACCCCUAUGGGCAUAUCAUAUACGAUACAACGGAUGGACAUAGCAGCUGUAUGACAGCAGUUUGUGGGAAGAAUGGAACCAUUCAAAGGGACAUGUACACAUGUUCAACUACAACUCCAUCAACUUCUAUUCCAUCUCAUCCAACUCCAUCUACGAAUGUUCCUACCACUACAUCAUUCUCUACAGUGACAACAAAUGUUUUCACUUUCUCAACACCAACGCCAACUGAGCCAGCCACAUCUUCAACAGAGACAACAGUGUCUCCAACAACCUUUACUACUACAUGUGGAUAUCCAUGUGUGUGGUCACAGUGGUUUGAUACCACAUUCCCUACACUUGGAACUCCAGGAGGAGACUCUGAAACCUACAACAACAUAAGAGCAGAGGGACACAAUAUAUGUGAGAAGCCAAGCAACAUCCAAUGCAGAGCCGAGAAGUACCCAAAUGUUAGCAUAAGCCAAGUAGGCCAAGUGGUGCAGUGUAAUGUAGCAGAAGGGUUGACUUGCAGAAAUGAAGACCAGUCAGGUCCAUUCCCACUGUGCUUUAACUACCAAGUCCGAGUCCUCUGCUGUGAUGAAGAUCUUUGCACAUCUAAGCCUACAACCAUUUCACCAACAACUACAAGACCACCUGUUACGACGACAACAACAACUACAACAGCAACCACCUCCACUAUAUCAACAACCACGUUGAAUACAAAAACCCCUACCUGCACAGUUUGUGAGUGGUCACCUUGGUAUAAUGUGGACUAUCCUCAAUUUGGUCCUGGGGGUGGCGACAAUGAAUCAAUUAAAAAGAUUCUAGAAUCUGGAAAACAUAUUUGUGAAACACCAGUGGAUGUCAUAUGCCAAGCAGUGCGAUAUCCAGGGGUCCCAAUGUCUGAAUUAGGACAGAAGGUAGAAUGUAAUACAAAGGUUGGAUUAAUAUGCCAGAACAAAGAUCAAGGUAUUCCUCCAAUAUGCCUUGACUAUGAAAUUAAGGUAAAAUGUUGUAAGACUGUGAAAUGUCACACUACAACACAAGAAUCUACAACUACACCUACUGUCACAACUACAAUAAUGUCAACAUCCACAUUAACUACAAUAACAAGUAAACCAAUGACAAUCACUACUCCUUCAACCUCAACUCAACCUCUGACCACAACUACAACUCCAACAACCACAACAACACCCACUACUACGAUCUUGACAUCGCCUGCUCCAGCUACCACAUCAACAACAAUUCCUUCAACCACGACUCCUAUACCCACUACUACAAUCUUAACUUCGACAGCUCCAUCUACCACAAAAACAACAACCCUGCCUUCUACUACAACUCCAACCUCUACUCCUACAUCAACCUCAACAGGAGCAUCAACUACCCAGUGCACUGGUGAAGAAAGUUGUGUGUGGUCAGACUGGAUCAACCUUGGUCAGCCAACCUCUGGCUCUGAAGGUGGAGAUAAUGAAUCCAUUAAGAACAUCAUUGCUAGUGGUUAUCACAUUUGCUCAGCUCCAGAGGCAGUUGAAUGUAGAGCAAAACAAUACCCUGGACUUCAGAUCUCUCAGCUUGGCCAAGACGUGACUUGCAAUCCAUCCGUUGGACUGAUUUGUAAAAACAAUGAGCAAGGUCUUCAGCAAAAGUGCUUCGAUUACGAGAUACGAGUGAAAUGUUGUCAAUGUCCUCCCACAACACACAUCCCGACAACAACAACAACAACAACAACAGUUCUGUCGACCACGACUCCUACACCCACUACUACAAUCUUAACUUCAACAGAACAUCAUUGCUAUCAGCUUGGCCAAGACGUGACUUGCAAUCCAUCCGUUGGACUGAUUUGUAAAAACAAUGAGCAAGGUCUUCAGCAAAAGUGCUUCGAUUACGAGAUACGAGUGAAAUGUUGUCAAUGUCCUCCCACAACACACAUCCCGAUCACCACAGAAUUUGUUCCCACGACAACAACAACAACAACUCAGCCACCCAUAACUAGUACUUUUCCUACAACCUCAUUUCCUGUAACAUCUGGUGGAACAACAUCACCAACAAUUACAUCCACUGAACCCGUUUGUUUUUGCCAUUUCAAUCAUCGUGAUUUCUCCAUUGGCUCAAUUGUUUACAAUGUCUCUGACCAUGAUGGAUGGUGCUACAUUGGUCUCUGCAACAAGACUUGCAAAGUAGAAACCCGUUCCUUCAGAUGUGAUGUAACAACUACCCCAGUUACCACUACUUCACCCACCACUACACUGCUCCCAACAACAACAACAAUACCACAUACAACAGAAAGACCAACCACCACCCCAAAAUCUACAAUUGAGCAACACUGUCCCCAUGAACAUCCUCCAAGACAGAACGGUGACAGCUGGAAACAUAACCAGUGCACCAACGGAACAUGCGCCAACGGGAAAGUUAUUUAUGAGCAUGUACAUUGUGAGACUCCGAAGCCAAUAGCAUGUGAAAAUAACUAUCCUCCGAUCAAAGUGUAUGACGAAUCUGGAUGUUGUUUCCACUAUGAGUGUCAAUGUAUCUGCUAUGGUUGGGGAGACCCUCACUAUGUCACCUUUGAUGGAACAUACUAUGGCUUCCAAGGAAAUUGUUCUUACGUCUUGGUCAAAGAAAUCCUGCCAAAGUACAACUUCAGUGUUGUAAUCGACAAUUACUAUUGUGAUGCCCCAGAUGGACUUUCCUGUCCUCAGUCUCUGACAAUUUAUUACCAAUCUUACAAGAUAUUCAUGACCAAGAAGGACGUUGAUGGAGUUUUCACAAGUCUGAUUUAUGUAAACCAGCAACGCAUCAUCCCAGCAUAUGAAACCAAGGACUUCCGCAUCACAGACAACGGAAUUGAGACCCUUUUAGUCAUACCAGCAAUUAAUGCCAAGGUGUCUUUCACUGGUCUUAUGUUUAGCAUAUACCUGCCCUGGGACCAGUUCAGUGGCAACACUGAGGGACAGUGUGGUACAUGUGACAACAACCGGACAGAUGACUGCCGCUUGCCAGAUGGAACUAUCGAUUCAUCUUGUCCAGACAUGGCACACCAAUGGCAUGUUGCUGACCACAAUAACAGUCAGUGCACACCACCACUACCACCACCAGAACCGACACCAACACCACCAACAGGCUGCGAUCCACCCAUUUGUCAUCUCAUUCAAAGCAAGGUCUUUGAGAGUUGCCAUAAGAUAAUCCCCUAUGAGCCAUUCCUUGUGGCAUGUUUCUUUGAUGUGUGCCAUAUGGAUGAUGUUACCAUUGGCUGCACCAGCUUGCAGACCUAUGCUGAUGCAUGUGCACAAGCAGGAGUCUGUAUUGAGUGGAGAAAUUAUACAAAUGGACAAUGUGACUUCACAUGCGAGAAACCCAAGGUUUAUAAUGCCUGCGGUCCACAAGUUGAACCAACCUGUAAUGCCUGGUACAAUUUUAAAUUCAUCCAGACUCAAAAUGAGUUCAGCGUCAUGGGAGAUAUACAAUUGGAGGGAUGCUAUUGCCCUCCUGGUACCACUUUGAUGAGUUCCAGCUCAAACUACUGUAUCCCCAGCUGUGAUAUUUGUCCGUUGCCAAAUGGAGAAUGGAAAGAGGCUAAUGAGACCUGGGUGAGCAACUGCCAGGAUUGUGUAUGUGACCCAUACAGUCUGGAAAUCCAGUGCCAGCCGGUGGCAUGCCAACAUCAGCCUCCUCUCACCUGUGAUCAGGAGGGCCAAGUUAAGGUCGUAGAAACUGUUGACUGUUGUCAAAAGGACAAAUGCGAGUGUGAUGUCACACGAUGCUCUACUUCCAAGAUAACUUGUCCAGUCGGAUUUGAGAUAGAGGCAACUAUGGGAGUCUGCUGCCCAACUUAUCAAUGCGUGCCAAAGGAUGUCUGUGUGUUUAACAACACUGAAUAUCAGCCAGGUGCCAAUGUUCCUGGGGACAAGUGCAAGAAUUGUGUGUGUGGUGACAGGGUGGAUGCCCAAUCCCAUCUACAUAUCAUUGAGUGUCAACCUACUGAAUGUGACACUCACUGCCAGCAGGGCUAUGAUCAUCAAGCUGUUCCUGGGCAGUGUUGUGGGAAGUGUGUACAGACAAGCUGUGUGGUUAUGCUGCCAGAUAAUACCACACACACUAUUCAGCCUGGUUCCAUCUGGAUACCAUCUGGAGACAAGUGUCUCAAGUUUGAGUGCGUAAAGAUUAUGGACCAAUUCAUCCCAAUUGAGGCUAAAACCGUGUGCCCUGACUUCCACCCAGAAGAUUGCAUACCCGGAACUGAAGUCAUUGCUCCAGAUGGUUGCUGCCAUGUCUGUGUUCCAACAUAUAAGCCAUGCAACGUGACAAAGGGAAAAGUGUACCUGGACAGCAAUGGGUGCAAGUCUGCAAACGAGGUGGAAGUGACAACAUGCGGAGGAUCCUGUGGCACCUACGCCAUGUAUUCUCUUGAGGCCAACAUGAUGGAGCGCUCUUGUACCUGUUGUCGGGAAGUAUCCACCACCAAGAAGGAAGUGGAGAUGAUCUGCCCAGACGGGUCAAAGUUCAACCACUCCUACAUUCACAUCAAUAAAUGUGGCUGCCAGAGGACAGAGUGCGUGACCCCAGAGGCGACCCAGGUCGCAAGGUCACGACGCAGGAGAAGAUGAAUGACUCUCCACUACUAUCCCUUUACUGCUUAGAUUAGUUCUCUAUUUAUGCUCAAGUUGUUCACUUUCCUGCAAAGUAAUCUCCUAGAAGGAGAAAAAGUUUCAGCUUUUUUGUCAAAUUUAGUUUUGUUUUAGCCAUUCAAAACACAUAAAUAAAGUUGGCAAUAGGCUAUGCAUACAUACCA